Messenger RNA from Silurus meridionalis, 3093 nucleotides. It is a transcript of the gene bmal1b, whose product is annotated as aryl hydrocarbon receptor nuclear translocator-like 1b. Gene Ontology annotation, molecular function: DNA-binding transcription factor activity, RNA polymerase II-specific; protein dimerization activity; RNA polymerase II cis-regulatory region sequence-specific DNA binding. Gene Ontology annotation, biological process: regulation of transcription by RNA polymerase II; circadian rhythm. The transcript has 18 exons. The record is from RefSeq and is a predicted model, not a curated record. Bases 187 to 2073 code for a protein of 628 amino acids. Lineage: Eukaryota; Metazoa; Chordata; Actinopteri; Siluriformes; Siluridae. Gene Ontology annotation, cellular component: nucleus; cytoplasm; aryl hydrocarbon receptor complex.
ACAGGAUUGGUCCGUAAGUAGGUUAGUGGCGCGCUGGUUAUUCAAGGCGAACGAGGAAAAAGUAGGUCAGUGUAAAUAUGUACCGUCCUCCGCCGUCCAUGUUACAGUGACUACAUAUGUGCCUUCUCUGCCUUCUUCAUUUUACAGCCAAAGAUUUCUUGAAAUGGUCUAAGUAGGACAGUCCUUAUGAAUCUUUGUGAUGAUCUCAUGGCAGACCAGAGAAUGGACAUCUCCUCUACAAUGAAUGAGUUCAUGUCUCCCAGCUCCACUGAGCUCAUCACUAGUUCCAUCAGCAUGUCCUCUAUGGACUACACCCGCAAGAGGAAAGGCAGCUCCACUGACUACCAGGACAGUAUGGAAAUGGACAAGGACAAGCAAAUUGGAAGGGAUUGUAUUGAUCAACAUGGGCGGAUAAAGAAUGCCAGGGAGGCUCACAGUCAGAUCGAGAAACGACGAAGGGACAAAAUGAACAGCUUUAUUGACGAGCUGGCUUCAUUAGUGCCUACCUGCAACGCCAUGUCACGCAAACUGGACAAACUGACUGUAUUGCGCAUGGCUGUCCAGCACAUGAAAACGUUACGAGGUGCUGCAAACCCUUACACUGAAGCUAACUAUAAACCAGCAUUUCUGUCAGAUGAUGAACUGAAACACUUGAUACUGAGGGCUGCUGAUGGUUUCCUCUUCGUGGUCGGCUGCGAUCGGGGAAAAAUUCUUUUUGUUUCCGAGUCUGUGUACAAAAUCCUGAAUUACAGCCAAAAUGACCUGAUUGGCCAGAGCUUGUUUGAUUAUUUGCAUCCUAAGGACAUUGCCAAAGUCAAGGAGCAGCUGUCCUCAUCUGACUCUGUGCCAAGGGAGCGACUCAUAGAUGCCAAAACUGGGCUACCAGUAAAAACGGACAUCACACCAGGGCCUUCCAGGCUAUGCUCAGGGGCCCGCCGCUCCUUCUUUUGCAGAAUGAAAAGUAACAGACCUCUCAUCAAAAUGGAGGACAAGGACUUCACCUCUACAUGCUCUAAAAAGAAAGCCGACCGCAAAAGCUUCUGCACCAUCCACAGCACUGGCUAUCUGAAGAGCUGGCCACCCAUGCAGAAGGGUUUGGAUGAGGACAAUGAACCUGAUAACGAAGGUUGCAAUCUGAGCUGCCUGGUGGCCAUCGGCCGUCUCCACCCCCACAUCAUCCCUCAGCCAAUGAACGGAGACAUCCGUGUCAAACCAACCGAGUAUGUCUCGCGCCAUGCCAUUGACGGCAAGUUCGUUUUUGUUGACCAGAGGGCCACUGCCAUUCUCGCCUAUCUGCCCCAGGAGCUGCUGGGGACAUCUUUUUAUGAGUAUUUUCAUCAGGAUGACAUUGGACACCUCGCUGAAUGUCACAGACAAGUGCUGCAGAUGCGAGAUAAAAUCAACACUAACUGUUACAAGUUUAAGGUUAAAGAUGGCUCCUUCAUCACGCUGAGAAGUCGUUGGUUCAGUUUCAUGAACCCUUGGACCAAGGAGGUCGAGUACAUAGUCGCAACAAACACAAUCGUCUCGGCUGCCACACGCGAUGGAGCUGAUCCCAGCUAUCUUCAGCUCACUGCCUCCCCCCAGAGCAUGGACAGUGUCCUCACAGCUGAUGGUUCUGGAAAACGGGCUCUGCAGACAGUGCCUGGCAUUCCUGGAGGCACAAGAGCUGGAGCGGGCAAGAUCGGCCGUAUGAUCGCAGACGAGGUUAUGGAAAUCCAGAGGAUAAGAGGCUCGUCGCCCUCUAGCUGUGGCUCGAGCCCACUGAAUAUUAACAGCACACCUCCUCCAGAUACUUCAUCUCCUGGGGGCAAGAAGAUUCAGAAUGGUGGAACUCCAGACAUUCCUUCAGUGGGGAUGGUAUCAGGCCAGGAUUCCAUAGGAUACCCUUACUCUAACAACUCACUUUUAAGUGAUAAUUCUCACAUCAGCAUCGGGGACAUCAUGGACGAUCCUGGCUCCAGCAGCCCUAGUAACGAUGAGGCGGCCAUGGCCGUCAUCAUGAGUCUUCUGGAGGCUGACGCAGGACUUGGAGGGCCUGUGGAUUUUAGUGAUCUGCCAUGGCCUCUGUGAGAGUAGAGUAUCACUUUCAGGGGAGGUAUUAGAACAAGAAAGAGGGAGCACCGCUCUGCUUUAUCAAUCUGUCCAUCAUCAGGCCUAUGUUUUUCCAUAAAGCCUCACACACAAAUGAAAUUGAAAGUGUUAAUAUUGUACAAUUACAUGGAUAUUCUAACACACAUUUAAGAUACACUUCCCAGCAACACUAGUCAACUUUCAGGAAUUUUAUGCGCCUAGAAAGUGGAACCCUGGAAUUCUCCACUUUUGUCAACAUUGCACAGGCUUUGUUGUAUUUUUUGGCACCAUUAUAUGCAGAAAUCUCUUAUCCACCACAAUAAAAGGAACAUCUCCACAUUUGCCAAUUAUGUUUUAGCAGCAUAAAGUAAAAAGUGAUGCAGAUCGAGAGCUUCAGUUUAUACUCACCUCAAAUAUUACAACAGGGUAAAAAAAAAAAACGUGAUUCCAAAGCCUUUGACAAUGACAUGGUUCUUGGUCCCAGAUAAGCUGUUCAGUUUAGAAAAGAAAAAAAUAAACGAGAAUUGCCAGACUGGCUCAAGGUGACAGGAAGGUCACAGUAACUGAAAUGACCACUCUUUACAGUCAAGAUGAGCAGAAAAACAUAUUGGAACAUAUUCAAUGAAUUUUUUUUUUUUAAUAGUGCUUUUAAAAAUGAACAUUCUCAAAGCAGCAAUGAACCUUAAUGGCACUGGAGUACAGCAGCAAACGACCACAUUGGGUUCUGUUCCAAUCAGCCAAAUACAGGAAUUUGGGCUUGAAAAACUGAAGCUGUCCAUUUUCUGCAAAUCUGUGAAUACUGUAGCCUCACAUACCUGUUCCUGGUUGAUUAUCUGGUAUCUUCAUAAUUUUAUGCAUUGUGUUACUGUUACAUGAUUGGUUAAAUGGAUGAUUGCAUAUAAAAAGUGUUCCUAUAAAAGUGGCCUGUGGGUGUAUGAGGUUUUUCAGAAAUUGUAUGUAUGUGUAUUGUUUGAGCUGUGAUAUAUUUUUUAAAUAAAAAAGUGUUAGAUGAUUCAGAAA